This is a messenger RNA of Pteronotus mesoamericanus, 1236 nucleotides long. Its product is annotated as inactive serine protease 39-like. NCBI's taxonomy places the organism in Eukaryota, Metazoa, Chordata, Mammalia, Chiroptera, Mormoopidae. The transcript is spliced from 6 exons. Gene Ontology annotation, molecular function: serine-type endopeptidase activity. The coding region runs from base 1 to 1236 and encodes 411 amino acids. The record is from RefSeq and is a predicted model, not a curated record. Gene Ontology annotation, biological process: proteolysis.
AUGGCGAGUGCAUGGGCGCGGGGCGCAGGCCCAGGCCGGCGGACGGCCCUCUCCCUGGCCGUGGCGCUGCUCUGGCUGUGGCCGCCGCUGCGCGCCCAGCGCCGCGGGGCCACGGCAACGCCCACGACCACCGUGAACACUUCAGCCGGGUGCGGGAGGCCUGUGGGGUCCGGGAAGAUCCUCGGUGGCAGCGACGCGCCGGACCAGCGGUGGCCGUGGCAGGCCAGCCUCCUCUACCACGGAGCGCACCUCUGCGGGGCGGCCCUGGUCGACGCCCUCUGGGUGGUCUCCGCUGCCCACUGCUUCCAGAAGUCCCACCACCCGGGCGACUACCGGGUCCUGCUGGGGUACCACAAGCUGCACGAAGCCACCCCGCACACCCUGCAGAUGGCUGUGAACCGAGUCAUCGUCCACAGGGACUUUAACAAGAACCACUACAUGGCGAACGAUGUGGCGCUGCUGCAGCUGCGGCAGCCGGUGACCUUCACGGCCCACGUCCUGCCCGCCUGCCUCCCCGGGCCGCGCGUGACGCUGCCCCCGCGAACUGCCUGCUGGAUCACCGGCUGGGGGAUGGUCACCGAGGACACCCUCCUGCCUCGCCCUUUCCAGCUGCAGGAGGCGCAGGUCAGCGUGCUGGAGAGACGGAUCUGCCAGAUGUUGUACCCCAGCAACAGCCAGUACGGCGUCCACGAUGACGCGCUGUGUGCGGGGACCAUGACGGACAACAAGUCCAUCUGCCGAGGCCCGGCCUCGCCGACCUUCGGGCUGGACCCAGAGAAGCUCCCUGGGGGCCAGGAGAGCGGCCGGCCCGCCGCCCCCACCCCCGGGCGCUUCUGCUCCCCGCUGGCACCUGCAGAAGUGGGGGGCUGCCCGCCACCCCUCUGUGUCCUGCACACAGGGCGCUCGGCCUCGGUUAUGAAACAGGAGGGAGACUCCGGGGGUCCCCUGAGCUGCCAGCUGAACGACACCUGGUUCGUGCUGGGGCUGGCCAGCUGGAGCCUGCCCUGCCGCACACCCGUGAGCCCCAGCGUCUUCACCAGCCUCUCCCACUUCUCCGGCUGGAUCCGCCAGCAGCAGAGCGCCGCGCCGCCCCCCGCCCGGCCUCCGCACCAGCCGGCCGUCGGGCCCAGCAACCCCGCCCCGGGCACCGGCCACCGGCCCCGCAGCCGCGCGGCCCUGCUGCUGUCGCAGGCCUUCCCGCUGCUGAUGCUGCUGCCGCCCCCCGGGGCUCCGUGA